Molecule: messenger RNA, 519 nt
Organism: Didymodactylos carnosus
Lineage: Eukaryota; Metazoa; Rotifera; Eurotatoria; Philodinida; Philodinidae
Source: the annotation of a GenBank genome assembly
AUGUUCACGCUCAAACCUACAGAAAUAAGAAAUUGUGAGGACACUGUUGUGGUUCAGAAGAACGCCUCUACAAAAGAAACAGUUCGUCAAGAAAUUUUACUUGCUUGUCAAGAAUGGGUUAGACGUUUCAAUAUUGGUGAUUAUAAAUAUACUAUUGAUACUUAUUUGCCCAAUGCAAAAAUGUAUCCGCGAAAUACAAAAACACCUCGAUUACCUGUUGAACAAAGAAACAAUAUUGGUCAAUGGUGGAAAACAUUUCUUGAUACAACGGGUGCAAAAAAUUUAGUUUAUUAUAAUGUUGAGGUAAAAGUAACCGGUCCUAAUAGUGGUGAUUUAUCAGCUAGAUGGUAUAUGAGCGUUGGCAGCGGACAUAUUGACAAGGAAACAUGGAUUAAAAAUGAUGGUAAAUGGUCACUUGCUUUUGAUGAUUUUACUGUAGAAGAAACACAUUCACCAACAGGAGCAGUCGAGAAACAUAGAUCUGAUGUGAUGGAGCCGGCAUCGUCACUAUCAGAAUAA